UACANUUUUUCAAAUUUCAAUCUUUUUAUACCCAGAUUCACAUGUCACUUUACUGUGGUAACAGUUUUGUUGCAUAAAUAGUUCUGUUUGAUGAUCGUUAGCUUCUAUUUUUGGGUUUAAUGCAGAUAAAGAAAGGGCAAAUGGACGUAAAUUCCAGGUGUUUGUAACAUGCACUGCUUGAUUUUACGUGAGAUUUGAGACUGAGGAGAUAUAACGAGGACUGGGUUUCAAAUUUGAAGAAUUCUAAUUAAGUGUGAAGAGCUGAUUAUCAAUUAAAGAGUAUGAGAAAUAUGGCGAAUCAAGUGGUGAAAGUGAAGAGAGAUAGAAUUGCGGCAUGCAUAACAUGCCCUCUUUGCCAUAAGCUCUUUAGAGAUGCCACUACUGUUUCCGAAUGUCUUCACACGUUUUGCAGGAAAUGCAUCUAUAAGAAGCUCUCUGAUGAAGAAACGGAAUGCUGCCCAAUAUGCAAUAUUGACUUGGGUUGUGUCCCAUUAGAGAAAUUGAGGCCAGAUCAUAAUCUGCAAGAUGUAAGAGCAAAGAUAUUCCCUUACAAGAGGCAAAAGGUGCAGGCACCUGAAGUUGUGCCUCCGAUUGCCCUUCCAGUCAGGAGAAAAGAGAGAUCACUAUCUUCACUAGUGGUCAGCACUCCAAGAGUAUCAACACAGACUGGAACAACAGGAAGAAGAUCAAAAUCAGUGGCAAGAAAAGCAUUACGAGGCUCCACCUUUUCUGUUGAGAAACCUAUCAAGAAAGAGGAAAAAAUAUCUGGAGAAGAUCAACUGGAUAGCUCUAGUUCACCUGAGACUUUGACCAAGUUCACUCAGAACAUAAGGCAGAAUUCUUCCAGUGCUGAGCUUUCUGGCCAACCCACGCCUGAUAACGAAACGGAGAAUGGCACGGACCAGUGGGAAGGUAAAGUUGAUUUAUGGAAACCUUUGAACUGUUUGGUCGAAGUAGCAAACCAGAGCAAGUCUGCGAAGUUUACUUCCCAAGGUUCUACUGCUAAAUCAGAAUGCCUGCAUUCCCUUGGCAAUGAAGCUCAUGUCCGUAAAACUAAAGUGAAAAAACGUGGACUGAAAAUCAAAGUUCACGAUGACAAGAAUAACUGCGGAGCUUCUCAUUUGGGAUCAGAUAAAACUAAAAAAUUGCGAAGGAAUCGCCAAAAGAAGGCAACAGAAUUUGGAGAAUCUAGUAUUUCACCACAAACUGUGCUGGAUGCAAUCACUACCAAAUGUGAAAGAAGGAUUAAUCCAAUUUGGUUCUCAUUAGUGGCCGCUGAAGAUCAGGAGGGAGGUGCACUCUUGCCCCAGAUUUCUGCAAGUUACUUGAGAAUAAAGGAUGGCAAUAUUCCCGUUUCUUUCAUCCAAAAGUAUCUGAUGAGGAAGUUAGAUCUUAUGAGCGAAGAUGAGGUUGAAGUUAGAUGUAUGGGUCAGUUGAUAGUCCCCACUUUACAACUGAAUACUUUGGUAGAUAUGUGGCUUGAAACUAC
Nicotiana tabacum (common tobacco) is the source of this 1489-nucleotide messenger RNA. RefSeq names its product E3 ubiquitin protein ligase DRIP2. Gene Ontology annotation, molecular function: ubiquitin-protein transferase activity. NCBI's taxonomy places the organism in Eukaryota, Viridiplantae, Streptophyta, Magnoliopsida, Solanales, Solanaceae. The record is from RefSeq and is a predicted model, not a curated record.